UUGCCAAGUACAGAAUACAGCCCUGUAUCCCCAACACCUGUCGGAACUUAUAUCAUGCAAUUCACGGUCGAUAGCCUCUACACGAUCAUGAUAUCUGAGCUAUCGAAGUCUCACUCGCCAAGCGCGAGCAUUCCAUCACAAUCGAAACCCCACUCUUCGGUCGGCCAAAGCCAACAUAGGCGCACGUGACGCGACUUAUCGAUAAGAAUGGCAUCAUUGGCAAGCAAUAUCCGGUCCCGCAUUUCAUCUUAUCCCCGAGAGCCCCUCCGCCACCGGAGACAACGCAACUUUUCACAAUGGAAGAUAGGACUGUUCUGCGCAAAGAUCAAUUAGAGAUCAGCUUGCACAAUGAGCAGAAGCUAAUCAAGGAGGGCACUAUCCUUGACGAUAACCCUCUUGACCUGAGCGAGCCGUUUCGGGAACUAUGUGAAGCUUGUCGUAAGGGGGAUCUUAAGGUUUGUCAAGAGAAGAUCACCGAGGGAGUCAAUGUUAAUGCACGGGAUCCUUACGAUUAUACCCCUUUAAUCCUGGCGAGUCUCUGCGGUCAUUACGAAGUCGCCCAGCUACUCCUUGAAUCUGGGGCUUUAUGUGAGAGAGACACCUUUCAAGGAGAAAGGUGCCUAUACAAUGCUUUGAAUGACCGUAUACGAAAUCUGCUUCUUGAAUAUGAUUACUCUAAAUCGACUGAUCCGCUCCAGCCUCUUGCUGCUCAUGUUGCAUCACUCAUGGUGCGCGAAGAACCCAAGACAUUUGACAUAGAUGUUGCUGCUGGCAACGAGGUUUUGCGUCUACACAAGUUUAUCCUCGCUGCUCGAUCGCCCUAUUUCCGUCAAAAGCUGAAGUCUGCCCCGGAGACCACGGCAUGGAAGCUCCCAAGUACCAUACCACCGCAGGCUUUUGGGACGGCGAUCAAGUACUUGUACCUGGGAGAGCCCCCUCGAGACUUGAGGAGUGGGCCGGGAACAGGAUUUACAGAGUCAGAAGUCUUUGCCGGCAUUGACAAAAUCGCCAACUACUUGGAAAUCAGCACCCUUGUGGACAGCAUAAUCGACAGCGGUGAUAGAAGGCUUGCCCGGCAAAGGAGAACGAUCGAAAUUACGAGAGGACGAGACCAACUAGAGGAAUGGUUUCGGGAGAAUGUUCUUCAGAAUAAAUUAGUGGUCGAUACAGAAAAGGUCGAUGACAUCCAAUGGGAUCACAAUAAUCCCAUAUUUGCGGAUGUUCUAUUACGAGCCGACGAACUUCCCGAGGACGAGAACCUGCAAUCGACUGAGAAUUCCGGUACUACCGGCCUCCCUCUUGGCCCCAUUGGAUCUUCUGGAGACGUGCAAUCGCCUCGAAAGUCGACAAUCUUCCCCUGCCACAGGGCGAUGCUGCUACGGUCCGAAUUCUUCCAGACUAUGUUCAAUUCCUCUUUUCGCGAAGCUCAGAUGAAAGAACAUCUACAUAUCAUCCCAUUGGACUGCUCCCCAGAUGUGCUAGAAAUUAUUCUCACAUUCCUCUACACUGAGCGAGCUGAUUUCUCCCUUGACAUUGCAGUCGACGUGCUGUUUGCGGCGGACAUGCUUUUCAUCGAGAAGCUCAAGACAAAGGCGGCAGUUGUGAUCAGCACCCUAGGCAGUGGCAACAUGUCACAAGCGGAAGCCGCGAAGACUAGAGGUGAGGAGGAAGACGACAUAGACAUUUACGGUAUCAUUCGUGCUGCGUGGAUGACCCGUGUUCAGCGACUGGAGCAAUUUGCUGCUCGUUAUUUGGCUUAUCGUCUUGAGGCACAUAUAGAUUCUCCUGAAUUCGCGGAGCUGAUCGAAGAGUCAGCACUCCGUAUCCAAGGACGACAGGAAACCGAUUCCAUUGAGUUGCUGGACGAUAUAAGAUUUUACCUCAAUGAACGGUUCAGGCUCAGGUUUGAUGACGCGGGCAUAGAAGAGAUGAUGGAGGAAACUAUACAACAACCCGUGGAUGUUGAGACCAACAACGAAGGACUUGAGAAAGUUAUCAGCGGCGUCAACGCGAUUGACCUUGUUACGAAUAGCGACGCUGUGCCUGAACCCAUUGUUACCAAUGGGGAGGAUCGCCCGCCCGUCAUCCGAACUUUGGAUGGGGAAAUCGCCGGCGAUGAAUUCACCAAAGACGCAAUCAACUACCAGAUUUUGAUGGAAAAGCUGGAUCAGAUUCUGGAAAGCCUGAACUUAGACGCAUAAACUGUUUGGAGUUCAGAACCUUGCCUUUAGCGUUCGAAGAGUCGAUGAUUGACGACCUACAGAACCUAACGCACCAUAUAUACAUCCGCGAGGACUCCGCCGAAGACAUUUUUUUAUUGUUAUUUUUAUUUUCUUGAUCUACACCAUAUAUGCAUACGCAAGAAUACAUUCUCUGAACUUUCUGGCUCCUGGGUAGAAACAGUCCCCUAUGGUUAUACACUCGCUCCGCUCCAAGUUCCAUUCAAACCCAAUUCUACAUUGUGACAGAGUCUUCUCACCAUUUUGCUUACUUCAGACCGACUCGAUGGCAGUGACUUUCGAAUGGAAUGCAAGUUCACCUUAUGAAAAGUUGGCCGCAGAGGAGAAGUCGAGCAGCUUCAUGUAGAUUUCCACAGGCAAACAGCAUGUGAAUUCGGUACAAUCUCGUGACAAAGACGAAUCGAUGUUGAGUACGACACCUCUCUAUACAGCAAAAACCUGCGAUGCUAAUGACAAGGACUUGAUACGCUUUCCCAACAGUCUUGUGUUCGGUCAGAGCAAACAUCGAAAGCACGCGCCCCGGCCCGCAGAGUCAGUGCGAUACUUUGGGGCUGCUAGCGCACGCUCUCUUGUUUAUCAUUCGAGCAUCAUCUGCACCUUCAAAACAGAGAAACUCAAACAAUGUCAAGGUUUGACAGAACGGAGUCCAAACCCGUAAUAUUUUCGUCGCUGAUUCUUCUGACCGUCAGCGCCUUGUACCUGGGACUGAAAAUGCCGCAGUGAGAGAUGAUGAUAAUUCAGGCCCAUGCCGGAAUUUGUGAUAGCAAGCGAGGGCCUGCAUAUGGUGCUGGCAAUCCCAGCUCUAGGAUUAUUUCCUCUCAUCUCUCAGAACGACCUCAGGCUGCUUGACGAAUGAUGAAAGCAGAUUGCCUUACGCGAGGUGCGCAAGCCAGCAGACAACAGAGUCGAGACAAUCCGAUAGACCAUGUUCUGGUCUAGAGGGCUGAUCAUGCUGCAAUGUUUCCACCUUACAAAUUCAGAUUUACCUUUCCCUGGUGUCGGGCGUGGGAUGGCAAAAGGCUCUUUGAAGGCUAGGCGCCGGGUGGUCUGAACAGCCAACCAAAAUCCAUCGCUCAGAGAUCAAUGCAGCGGGGAGGAGCCACCCAGGAGGAUCUGUGCAGAUUUUGGUGUCAGGGUGGUAUUCACUCAACCUGAGGCGAUGAGGCACAGGGUGACUGGAGACUCAGAGUGGGAAAGUGGGCGAAGGGAACCAAAUCAUGCAGGAUUGAAAAUCAAAGCGUCAAAAUGCUGGCGAUCAUGAAGGCUGAUUGGUGACCUGGCCCCUUCUUUUUUUUCUCCUGCUGCUUUCUGGCUGGUACGUUGAAUCGGGCAUUUCCGUGGCGGAUCGCCCACGAAACGCAUGGUCAAUCUGCUGUCGGGAUUUUUACUUGCCAAUCAAUGGACGUGAGGGGCCGAAUCAUGGUCAAUGUUGGGUGUCGACGGUGGCCACCGCAACUUCGCAACUUGCAUGGGGCUCGACCAUUAACCAUCGUUCCUUUCAACUCUGUUCCCAGAGUGUGCUUGCCAGGACACACCAUAAGUUUUUGACUGUGCGCACUUCACAUCUUCAAUCCUGAACCGGUUUGAGUCGGCGACUCACGGAUGCUCAGUUGCUGGUACCCCACUGAUUUUCUCCAAGAAGGCAGAUCGACAUAGCCAUGGACUCCUUCGGAUG
This is a messenger RNA of Aspergillus calidoustus, 3915 nucleotides long. The record is from the annotation of a GenBank genome assembly. NCBI's taxonomy places the organism in Eukaryota, Fungi, Ascomycota, Eurotiomycetes, Eurotiales, Aspergillaceae.